Molecule: messenger RNA, 399 nt
Organism: Rhinocladiella mackenziei CBS 650.93
Lineage: Eukaryota; Fungi; Ascomycota; Eurotiomycetes; Chaetothyriales; Herpotrichiellaceae
Exons: 1
Coding region: 1-399 (132 amino acids)
Molecular function (GO): carbon-sulfur lyase activity
Source: RefSeq, a predicted model, not a curated record
AUGGAAGGGCAAUGUCAAUGCGGCUCUGUCCGCUUCACCACUCCCACCCCAAAACCCUUGAAAAUGUACUUCUGCCACUGUCUCGAAUGCCGUCGUCAAAGUGCCUCCGCGUUUGGUAUUUCGGCCAUUUUUCCGGCCUUCGAGAUCCCCUCGACCGUCACGGACAUCGGGGUCUACACGCACAGCAAUACGACUUCGGGCCGCGAGAAGAAAUGCUACUUUUGCAAGAAAUGUGGGACGCGCGUCAUGCAUGGAGGCAAGGACUAUGUCGCGGUGAAGGGCGGGUGUUUGGAUGCGCUGGAUAAGGAUCUGUUGGACUCUGCCACGCAUAUUUGGACGAAGAGGGCGAUUGUCCCGAUUCCAGACGGCGUGGAGUCGUAUCCGGAGGAGCCCCCUUGA